This is a messenger RNA of Rhagoletis pomonella (apple maggot), 1165 nucleotides long. RefSeq lists its product as uncharacterized. Gene Ontology annotation, molecular function: transmembrane transporter activity. The record is from RefSeq and is a predicted model, not a curated record. The coding region runs from base 77 to 1165 and encodes 362 amino acids. Lineage: Eukaryota; Metazoa; Arthropoda; Insecta; Diptera; Tephritidae. The transcript is spliced from 4 exons. Gene Ontology annotation, biological process: transmembrane transport. Gene Ontology annotation, cellular component: membrane.
CGAAGCGGUUGACAAAAUACGGAAAAAUAAUAAUUUAACUCUUUUUCUUUUUCUUAUCUGCGCUCGAAAUAAUAAAAUGGAGCAACGCGGUGCAUAUCUGCAAGCGCAACAACAACCAGCUAAUUAUGGUGCUAUUGAUCGACCUUAUGGUGAAGCUGUUCCUCCAAAUUUCACACCUGCACAGGUGGCUGUUCACGUUGAAGCAACGUCGGUGCCCGUCAACAAUCCUCAACCAGCCGGCCAAGAUGUACCACCCGCGGAUAGUUGGUUUGCUCGCAGUCGGAGAAAUGAACCACAAACAAAUUCAGCUGGAUCAGCCACAUUAGUUUUGAUAUCGGGAGGCAUGAACCUAGCCUGGAGUUGUGGCUUCUCCGCGGUUCAAGGUUUCAUGGUAAAUACACACCUAAUGAUUUGCUGGUAUAUUGCGGUAAUUAUUGGCGCUUUAGUUUCGGGAUCCAUUACACAUCGCAUGGAAAGAAAACCAAUAUACUUGUUUUCCUCUUUCUUAAUUCUGGUUGGUGGCAUACUUUUUGUGUCUCUACCUCACGAAUAUGGCGCUAUUGCAGCAGCUCGCUACUUGAAUGGUUUCGCUGUGGGUCUCGUAGUUGUACCAACGUUGGUUCUAAUUGGCGAAGAGGUGGAAAGCAGUGAACGUGGCAAGGCUGCUGCAUUGCUUGAGAUGGGCAGCUUCACAAUUGGUAUAUUCUUGCAAAUUUGUUGCAUAUUCGCAUACAGCAAUAGCGAUACAAUACCCAGCUUUCAGUACAAAUUUGGUUCGACAGAGCUGCAUGGCAUCUUUGUUAUUGCUUUUGCCGUAAUAACUUUUCUACUUUCAUACUUUUUGGUCAUCGAAUCACCCGUUUAUUAUCUGCUGCACAACGAUGAGAACAAAGCCAUCGAUUGUUUGCGUCGUCUGCAACGGCCAUUUGUUGUGACACAGGAAACAUAUCAGCAGCUAGAGGAGCAUAAACGUUAUAUCCAAGAUAAUAGCUUUAACAGUGAUCUAAUGUUACCAGCACUGUUGAAGAUGUGCUUAUACCGUGGCUUGGUUUCGCUCUCCUUUUCGCCGCUCAUCAUUCUAGCGCUACUGCUGUCAACGUUGUCAUAUGCUGGUGAUGAUACGAGGCCAUAUAUUCUCUUCGGUGUGUUUUUAUGGCAUGUGUGA